UCUCCAGCUCCUACAUCUGCAGGCGCGGCUGGGACGCGCUCCGCCCUCGGCGCUCCUCUGUACUCUGCUGGGCUCUGCUCGCUCUGCGCAACCAAGCCGCUUCCCCGGCCUCCAGCAGAACCAGGCUGCGGCUGCCCCCGCACGAUCCGGCGCACACCCGCUGUGGAUCGUGUCAUUCACAGAGAGGAGAGGGACAGGGAGACACACAAGGGAAUCGAGGAAGAAGCUUCCAUCUCGUCAUUGCAGGAUGUUCUGGAAGCUCUCGCUGACCUUGCUCCUGGUGGCUGUGCUGGUAAAAGUAGCUGAAACACGGAAGAACCGUCCCGCGGGCGCCAUCCCCUCACCUUACAAGGAUGGUAGCAGCAACAACUCAGAGAGAUGGCACCACCAGAUCAAGGAGGUGCUGGCCUCUAGCCAGGAGGCCCUGGUGGUCACAGAGCGCAAGUACCUCAAGAGUGACUGGUGCAAGACGCAACCGCUGCGGCAGACGGUGAGUGAGGAGGGUUGCCGUAGCCGUACCAUCCUCAAUCGCUUCUGCUAUGGCCAGUGCAAUUCCUUCUACAUCCCACGACACGUGAAGAAAGAAGAGGACUCCUUCCAAUCCUGCGCCUUUUGCAAGCCCCAGCGUGUCACCUCUGUCAUCGUGGAGCUUGAAUGCCCGGGUCUCGACCCACCUUUCCGAAUCAAGAAAAUCCAGAAGGUGAAGCAUUGCCGGUGCAUGUCCGUGAACCUGAGUGACUCCGACAAGCAGUGAACUCACCGGGGCAGGAUGCAGCUCAGCCUUGAGCACCCUUACCCCUGGGUUGCACCACCGCCACUUCUGUUGAGCUCACUCACACUCUGCCCAGUGUCCCAGUCAGCAGCAAAUGCAUCUCUUAGGGCUAACAGUGUCCUUGUCACAAAUGAGGAUCACAAGUGAAGCUUUGUUGACUGUCCCAGAUCUAUCCCAGGCUACACCUGUGUCUCUAUAUCCACUUUGUGGGUCGGACACAAAAGAUGUUAGAAAACUCCACUCCCAGAAACUCGACAGGACUUUUCAGGAGAUGCACUGUCAUCCGGGAUUGACGAUUCCACCAUGUGGAAAAGCCAGUCUUUCCCUGGCCACAUCCUACACUCCAUCUUGACUCUUCCUCUGAUGAAGGAUGCAUGACUCUUCUGUCGCAAACUUUUGUUGGUCACCGGACCUCUGUGGUAUGGGCAUUCAUUCUUCUGACCUGGGAGCUGCCCACCCCUGCCUGCCGCUGCUGCGAGGCCGAUGUGUGCAGCAUCUAUAAAGAAGAUGCUCACCUGCAAGGGGUUCUGGAACAAACCUGGUAGCCACGAGGACAAGCCAAACUAAGUGGAUCAAGAAAUGGACAUCUCCAGGAACUGAGGAAGCAAGACUCUCCAGACCUCUGAACACCACCACCUCCUUCUUUCUUCUAAUAGGCCCUAUCUGUAACUCAAGAUAAACUCUGGUGCACAUGCUAUUCCCGCUGCCAUGAUAUCACUCACGAGGUCUCUGUAUUAAUGUCAGUUUUAUAAUUGACCUAUCAUGUUAAAAACAGUUAAAAGUAUUAUCAACAUAUUCAUAUAUCAAGUCACAUGUUUGGACUCUAGCUUUGCAGCACCAUUCUGAAUAGAGAAAAGUAUUUUACAGAGAAAAAACUGCCAGGUCAGCAAUUCACUGCCCACCCUCCCCACCCCCCCACACACACUUUUUCCCCAGAUUGAGCAGGGAGGGGGGACACCUCAUGAUUUUACUUUUAAUAUGACAUCACAGGAGAGACUAAAGCAUCUAGGCCUAGUGUAGAAAUAGGAUGGGGACAGAUGGUGGGGACAGAGGAGUCACUAGAAAGUUGUAAAUCUUGACAGGCACAUGUCAGAUGAGACCUGGUACUGUUUCCACUGCUAUUACACUAAGCAAAAAACUAUUUUCUAGUAAAAGAUAUGUAAGAAUAUAUGGUAUUGAGACACUUUGUGACACAGGCAGAAAUAUAGAGCAAAUAUAGAGGGUAGUAAUGUAGGUGAACUGUCACUCAGAGGAUAGUUUUCUUUACAGAGAAUAGACUCCUAAAAAUACCAAGAAACACUUCGGUCAUCUUCAGCUUUGCUGAUGAGUUGUUGAAGUCUCUGUAGUGUGGGCUUUUGACAGGAGGACUUUAAAAUAAUUUAUUUUCCUUCAAAAUUACACUCAAGUUCAACCUCUUUGUGCAAUUGUCCUAGGGAGGCCUCCCUGUGAAUGGCAGGUAUGGAAUCGUCUGACAAAUGUGAAUGAUAAGCCGUUGGUGGGAAUGAGAAUGGGCUAACAAUCCUGGGGUGAUAAUUUCUGAGUCCAUGCUCUUGCCAAGAAUGGGUUUCCUAGUAUGUGGGAGAGACCCUCCAUAAGCUGCUCUGAGACUCAGGCUUCUGGAGAGUCACCAAUGAUGCUGGCUCGCCAGUCUGCUACUUGGGGAAGGAGGGUUGGGAUGAGCUGGGGAGGGUGUGCCAUGGAUUAUUUUGCCUGUAUUGCAAUAUAAGUUUUCUAGUUUAGUUAAUUCUGCCACACAGUAACCAAGAGUAUAGGCUGUAUGGUUUUGAAGUGGGUAUUAGCUUCUGAAAUGAGAGUGCACAGCCUGGAAUCAGGAGAGAGAAACAAAGGGAAAUGGAAAAAUUGCAGAGGGCUGGAAACCCCAGGGAUGAAGGUAAAAAGUGACGAGGGUGCCUGAGGUCAGAACUACAGUUUUCACUUUUAGCAGGAAAUCUCAAGCUAGACCCAGAGCAGAACACGCAGCAGAGGAGCUGUGAAGGAGAUAUGAAUGUCAUUAAUGGAGGAUAGUGACAGGUAACCAGAGGGUGAGAAGGAGAUUUUCACACCCCGCUGCAAAGCCAGCCCCUGUCAUUCUAUUAAUGGGCCCCACACAUUAAUGGGAAAAGGUAAGCUAGGAACUCACAAAGUAUAUAUGUAAGCAUUAUGUUUUGAUCCCAAUUGUGGGUAUACCCAUGAAGGCUAUAUGAUACGCUGUGGUCUGAGGCUACUUCUUGGCUUAUUGUAUGUAUAAAGUUUACCUUCGUAUGGCUCAAAUUGUAUUUAAGUUGUGUCUUGUUUAUAAAUGAAGAAAAGCUAUAAGUAUAAUGUAAUUAUUUUAUAGGUAUACUAUUAAGUUAUAGAACAAAUAAAGAUACUCUAGGAUUCUAUGUGAUCCUGGCAUCAUGUGCCAUAAAAGCUGAAUUCUGCACUUGUGUCAUGGGUAGCAAAGAAUUAUGGUGCACUCGUAGUGCAUUUAUCCAGCCUCUGGGAGUUCACCCUUGGCCCAUAUUAUGAACGUUCCUUGGGGGACUGGGAUCUUCUAGGAGAAUCAUCAAACAAGCAGAAUCGGUGAAGAUGGCUCUCACCUUCGGUCUACAAGAACUUCAAACCUUUAUUGCGAUACCCACCAACUGAAUACAGAAUGUACUCAGAGUGUUCUUGGAAUAAGAAAUAUUCAUUGAGGAAGUUUUGAGAGACAGAUGCAAAGAGAAGUCCAUCUCCUCUUCACUCCUUAGCCAGUGCACCACACUCGUGUCUUACAGAAGCCAGAGAUUGUGUUGUUUUCUUUCAUUUUAUGUUUACUUUCCACGGGUUUCAACAUUUCUUAAUUUAAACACAUCUCAGCCUCACAGUGCUGUCAUUUUCCUGCAAACUGAGUUAUCUGCCAUUUAAGACAUGCAGCGAUCAAUAAAAGAAAUAAAAACCUUGAUAAAAUUGCA
Molecule: messenger RNA, 3708 nt
Organism: Grammomys surdaster
Lineage: Eukaryota; Metazoa; Chordata; Mammalia; Rodentia; Muridae
Gene: Grem2
Product: gremlin 2, DAN family BMP antagonist
Exons: 2
Coding region: 248-754 (168 amino acids)
Biological process (GO): animal organ morphogenesis
Molecular function (GO): BMP binding; receptor ligand activity
Source: RefSeq, a predicted model, not a curated record